Messenger RNA from Magnolia sinica, 2025 nucleotides. Its product is annotated as pentatricopeptide repeat-containing protein At1g02150-like. Lineage: Eukaryota; Viridiplantae; Streptophyta; Magnoliopsida; Magnoliales; Magnoliaceae. The record is from RefSeq and is a predicted model, not a curated record. Gene Ontology annotation, molecular function: protein binding. Bases 115 to 1734 code for a protein of 539 amino acids. The transcript has 2 exons. Gene Ontology annotation, cellular component: mitochondrion.
ACAGAUAAUAGAAAAGCCCAUCUCUAUCCUUCUAUAUUCUCCAGAUGGCAACACUCAAAACCCUUUUCCCCGCAUUUCAAAACCCUAACUCCUUUCUCCUCCAAAACCCUAGAAAUGCUUCUCCAUAUCUCCAUUUCAUCUCCUUCUCGAUGUGUUCUUCCUCUCGCCUCCUCUUCCUAUUCCCAAAUUCUCUCUCUAGGGUUCCGCCGCCCUCCUCCUCUCGUUUCCCGACCUUAUCGGGCCCCGAAGUUCUCGAUCGUCUGCUCGAUUUCCCAGGUCCAUAACUACGGGACCGUCGAUUACGAGCGGCGGCCCGUCCUGAAAUGGAGCGCGCUCUACCGCAGGAUCUCGUUGAUGGAGGAUCCCAGCCUCGGAUCUUCGGGCGUUUUGGAUCAGUGGGAGGAGGAAGGGAGGAAGCUCUCGAAAUGGGACCUUUGCCGCGUUGUCAAGGAAUUGAGGAAGUUCCGGCGAUUCAAGCUUGCUCUAGAGGUGUACGAGUGGAUGAUUGACCACGGGGAUAGAUUUAAAUUGAAUUCCAGUGAUGCAGCAAUCCAGUUGGAUCUGAUAUCUAAGGUUCAUGGCAUCUCAAGUGCUGAAGACUACUUUUCAGGCCUUCCAGAGGCCUUAAAGGACAAGCGUACAUAUGGUUCUCUUCUAAACGCCUAUGUUCAAGCAAAAAUGAAAGAGAAGGCAGAGGCUGUUAUAGAGGAAAUGUGGAAAGGUGGCUACAUGACAGAAGUACUUCCUUACAAUGUUAUGAUGACCCUCUAUAUGAACACCAAAGAACAAGAAAAGGUGCUUUCCAUGAUCGCUGAGAUGAAGGAGAAUGGCAUACCGUUGGACAUAUAUUCUUACAAUAUCUGGAUUACAAGUUAUGGGGCAAUGGGCGAUGUUGAAAAGAUGGAAGAAGUGGUCCAGCAAAUGACAGAGGACAGCCGUAUCACUGCCAACUGGACUACGUAUAGUACACUGGCUAGCAUGUACAUCAAGCACGGCCAUUUUGAGAAGGCUGAGAAAUGCCUGAGAGAUGUUGAACUUAGAAUCACAGGUCGGGAUCGGACUCCUUUCAACUAUCUUCUUAGCCUGUACAGCAACAUUGGUGAGAAGGAUGAGGUUUAUCGAAUAUGGAACUACUACAAAUCAAGUUUCCCGAGCAUUCCCAACAUGGGCUAUCAUUCCAUGAUUUCUUCUUUGGCCAGGCUAGGCGACAUCGAAGGAGCGGAAGCGGUUUAUGAAGAAUGGUUGUCUGUUAGGUCAAGCUAUGAUCCUAGAAUAUGCAAUAUUCUCAUGGGCUGGUACAUUAAAGAGGGGUUGUUGAAGAAGGCUGAGGAUUUCUUUGAUCACAUGCGGGAGACUGGAGUCAGGCCGAACCCGAACACUUGGGAGAUCCUAGCAGAAGGGUAUGUCAGGGAGAAGCAAAUCUCCAAGGCGCUGUCUUGUAUGAAGGAAGCCGCAUCAAUCAAGAGGUUUCAGGUCUGGCAACCAAGACCCGCAAACGUGGCCGCACUGCUGGUUCUCUGCGAGGAGCAAGCUGACACGGUGAGCAUGGAUAUGAUGGUGGACGUCCUGAGAAAGGCGGGGUGUCUUGACAUAGAGGCAUACAGGUCACUGGUCGGCACGGACGUCAGACCUGCUAUGGCAGUUGAUGGCUUGAACUUGGGUUUGGAAGGAAAUGAGUCUGAUGGGGACGGCGAAAAUGAAAUGCUUCUCAAGCAACACCAUGCAAGCCUGUGAAAUUCUUUGGCAGUGUCUAAACAUGACACGUGGAACCGUCAAAAGUGGGCCCCAGAUACCCAUCUUUUGCCAGGGUUUUGUUGGUCUCUGUUGUUGGUUUUGGGACCAGAUGCCCAUGUGGAUCAUUGAAGUAGCCACUUCAGUGAAAGGAUAGCCUACUGUGAGAGUAGCCAUCUUUGAGGUUCCAAAUAACUUAGAUCCAACAACUGCUAGGAAUACGGCUUGUGGGAUUUCUGUGGGUGGGAUCCCCCUGCCCAUGUGCGUGGUGAUAAGUGAGGUCUACCGCCAAAA